Talaromyces stipitatus ATCC 10500 is the source of this 1917-nucleotide messenger RNA. Its product is annotated as vacuolar ATP synthase subunit d, putative. Gene Ontology annotation, biological process: proton transmembrane transport; vacuolar acidification; vacuolar transport. Bases 254 to 1354 code for a protein of 366 amino acids. The record is from RefSeq and is a predicted model, not a curated record. Lineage: Eukaryota; Fungi; Ascomycota; Eurotiomycetes; Eurotiales; Trichocomaceae. Gene Ontology annotation, cellular component: vacuolar proton-transporting V-type ATPase complex; proton-transporting V-type ATPase, V0 domain; fungal-type vacuole membrane. Gene Ontology annotation, molecular function: proton-transporting ATPase activity, rotational mechanism. The transcript is spliced from 4 exons.
CUACACUUGUCUCUAUUGAUUACGCUGUCAUAAGACUAUAACUUCUUCCCUACAAUACUGUAUGAUUGUUGAGUUAUAUGACUGUAUAGCGUCAAAUUGUGCUGCUGUACAGACACCUGGUUACUGACGGCGCUAAGGUACAAAUAGGCUGCCGUAGAACCACGGCCAUGCUUCGGAGCUCUAUUUGGACCAUACAUCUGCCGUAGCUUGCGCAUCUUCAAGUAUAUACACAUCUCAAAGUGAGCCAUUCAAUAUGGAAGGUCUCUUUUUCAACGUCAAUGGAGGGUACCUCGAAGGUAUCGUUCGUGGAUAUCGCAACAGUCUACUGACUAGCCAACACUAUGCGAACUUGACUCAAUGUGAUACCAUAGACGAUGUCAAGCUUCAACUUGCCCCCGCAUAUGGAGACUUCCUUGCAGCUCUACCGCCGAACCCCUCCACAUCCUCACUUGCCGCCAAAAUGACCGACAAGAUGGUUGCUGAAUUUCGAUAUGUUCAAGCUCAGGCAACAGGCUCAUUCGCCAAGUUCAUGGAAUACCUGACUUAUGGGUACAUGAUCGAUAACGUUGCAUUACUGAUUACCGGCACAUUACACGAACGAGAUACCCGUGAACUUCUUGAGCGUUGUCAUCCUCUCGGUUGGUUCGAGACUUUACCUGUUCUCUGCGUCGCAACGAAUAUCGAAGAACUUUAUAACUCGGUGCUGGUUGAAACGCCGCUUGCGCCGUAUUUCAAGGGUAGUUUGAGCCACCAGGAUUUGGAUGAAUUGAAUAUUGAGAUUGUCCGGAACACACUGUACAAGAACUACCUAGAGGACUUUUACAAUUUCAUCAACACGAAUCCGGACCUAAAGGGUACCCCGACACAGGAGGCCAUGGCCGAGAUUCUCGAGUACGAGGCUGACCGACGAGCAAUCAACAUCACUUUAAACUCAUUCGGUACUGAACUCUCCAAACAGGAACGAAAGAAACUCUACCCGGAAUUCGGGAAAUUGUACCCGGAAGGCUCGCUCAUGCUUUCUCGCGCCGAUGAUGUGGAGGGUGUUGCCCUGGCGGUCAGUGGAGUAGGGGAUUACAAGACCUUUUUCGAUGCUGUGGGAUUGUCUCAGGGAGGUGCCGGUGGGAUUGGAAACAUGGCUGGCGGGGGCAGUUCUGAUGGGAAGAGUUUGGAGGAUUUGUUUUACCAGAAGGAGAUGGAGUUGUGCAAGGUUGUCUUUACCCGCCAGUUCACUACGGCCAUUGUAUAUGCUUGGGUCAAGUUAAGGGAACAGGAAAUUCGCAAUAUCACUUGGAUCGCAGAGUGUAUUGCGCAACAUCAAAAGGAACGAAUAGGAAACUAUAUUUCUGUUUUCUAAUUCUGAUUUCCGAUUUGAUGGUUUCCCCUGUUUUACCGUUCAGUUCACCCUUUUCCGGCGUUAUGAUUCUUUUGUGUGCAAGUAAAUGUUUUGGCGACCAUGAACUUAGUUAUUUAUUUGAAGAUGAGUUUCGAAUGUUCGAUUCAUGACAAGUUUUAUCUAAAAUAUAGGACCAGCGUAUUCUUAAAAGGACAACAUCAUGUACGAUCUUGAAUCAGAUUCUCUAAAUUUCGCAAGACAAAAUCUUGCUUGAGCAUAUACUUGUACAUAACAGACGAGAUUUUUUUGUCUACAUGUAUUCUCGCUGCUUGGUUUGUGUUAUUAUUCUGAAAAAGCAAAAUGCAAUCAUGAAUGACGACCCCUGAAUACGAAACAAGAAACAAGAGAUGAAAAAAACCAGCACUUGGUUAUGAAAAUAUAGGGUUUUGGGUUUGCUUUCCUCCCGAGAUAAUCAAAGUGAAGAAAGUUGGAAGGAAAUGGAGCAUCAACACUGAUUCUAGGGAGUCAAAUAUAUGCGAUCAAACACCACCGGAGAUGACACGGCAACGGAGACAUUAGUCGUA